Tachysurus fulvidraco (yellow catfish) is the source of this 1590-nucleotide messenger RNA. RefSeq names its product tumor necrosis factor (ligand) superfamily, member 10 like 4 (gene tnfsf10l4). The transcript is spliced from 5 exons. The coding region runs from base 145 to 1002 and encodes 285 amino acids. Gene Ontology annotation, cellular component: membrane. Gene Ontology annotation, molecular function: tumor necrosis factor receptor binding. NCBI's taxonomy places the organism in Eukaryota, Metazoa, Chordata, Actinopteri, Siluriformes, Bagridae. The record is from RefSeq and is a predicted model, not a curated record. Gene Ontology annotation, biological process: immune response.
CACACACACACACACACACACACACACACACACACACACACACACACACACACACACACACACACACACACACACACACACACAGGGAACCGAACUUUCACUUUCUAUCCGACAUGCAGAUUCACCUCCGCCUGCUCAAAGAACAUGACAUUAAACAUUCAGAGUAACGCCGGUUAUAACGCCUGUUAUAACCGCAUCCACAGAACAAGCGCAGACGCUGAACCGCGGAUUAUUUCAUUUCUGCUGCUGGCUGUGAUUCUGGGAGCCGAAGUUUUAAUUACAGCCGCGCUGUUGUACAGCUUCACCCGAGAGCUACACACGGCCAAUGAAUCUCUGGACCAUGAUGUUUUCCCGACCGAGUGUCUUCACCGUCAGCCGGCAGCGACACACAUUGCAGGCCUGGCAAGCUGUGACCACAUGAGGCAAGAACUUCUGAACAGCAUGAAUACGAGACUCUCGCUGGACGUCCGAAACUCCUUAUGGCAGAGUUUAGGAGAACACAACAUCACCCAGAGCUUCAAACCAGCGAUACAUGUUGGGGCAAAGCAGGAGCUCCAUCAGUAUCACCGCCUGCAGAGAACAGGUGAUUCUCAGGAUUCCCGGCUUGUGUUCGAGUGUCUAAACUGGGAUGUCCUGAGUGGACAAAGCACUCAGGAGGGUCUGAUGAUCCUCAGUCCUGAUGGAGAAAUCGUCGUGCCUCAGGAUGGGAUUUAUUUUGUCUACUCACAGAUGAAUUUCAUAACCUCACGCUCAAGACCUGAUCUCCAGCUGAACCAAUACUUAUUCAAGAGAACGGCGUCACAUCCGGCGCUGAUGAUGCUUGGCAAAGCUGGAGCGAGUUGGAGUCUCGAUUCCCAAUCCGCUGUGGGUCUGUACUCCAGCCACCAGGGGGCAUUGUUCCAGCUUGAGAAGGGAGACAGGCUCUCAUUGUGUGUCAGCAACAUGGACACUGUUCUCCUUCAACCAGAGGCAACUUACUUUGGGGCAUUUAUAAUAGACUGACAUGGCUUAUGCAGACGAACAUGACAGGACAGGCUACUGACUUCUCUGUUAACUUUGCUGAGAGACGACAAAAAUAACACUACCGAGUCACGUGAAAACCCAACAAAACACUCAUUUGGUCUUUAUUUUGUUAUGAAAGUUUUUGUGUAACAGAUACUUAGCGUUAAUGACACUAACCCGCUAGCAAACUUAUCUGACUAAACGUUAGCUGACCAAAUUGAACGCUAAGCUAGUGGGAACAUUAACCACGUUCGAUUACCAGAGAGAACAACUAGAUAUCGCAUCUGUACGUUUGUAGUUAGUUUGUAGAGUAAAGACGAACUCUUCGCUAAUCUGUCCAACUAGCAAAGCUCUGAUUUGUGUUUACGUCAGUUCAAUAACUCCAUACAGUAUAAUGUAAAUAAUUCUGGGACUAUUUAAAAAAAAAAAAAAAAAAAAAAAACUAUUAAACACCGGGAAAAACAAGCUGAUCAAAAGUAAGCGUCCCACAGAUGAUAUUAAAUGUUUAAGAUUUAAUUUUCAUUUAUGUUUUUAUUCUUUAAAUAAACAAAUAAAUAAACAAACAAAUAAAUAAAUCAAUAAAUCCAA